Daldinia caldariorum is the source of this 2072-nucleotide messenger RNA. Its product is annotated as MFS general substrate transporter. The transcript has 3 exons. Gene Ontology annotation, biological process: transmembrane transport. Bases 241 to 1872 code for a protein of 543 amino acids. Lineage: Eukaryota; Fungi; Ascomycota; Sordariomycetes; Xylariales; Hypoxylaceae. The record is from RefSeq and is a predicted model, not a curated record. Gene Ontology annotation, molecular function: transmembrane transporter activity. Gene Ontology annotation, cellular component: fungal-type vacuole membrane.
CGGCUAUCUCUUCUGCGUACGGGGGGUUGACCAAGCCGGUGCGGGUUUAGAGCUAGGCAACCGAUCUUUUUUUUUCUGGAGUGCUUAUUCUAUAUUGUAAAAAGUCUUCCUCAACACAUAAUCUUUACCUGUAUAUUGUAUAUCGUAUAUAAGGUACAUCAAUAAGAAGAAAAAAAAGGUAGUGCGUCAGAUUGAACUAUCGGCGAUUGGAAUCGGCGAAAAGUCAGAACUUAUUACUAGAUGUUGGAGAGAAUCGUAAAGCCGAUAAAGUGGUUUUACCAUGAAUUCGGCGUCGCGGCCAUCCACGAGGCCGGUCGGAACGCCUACCUGAUCAUCUUGGCGCGGACCUGCCGGAUGUUCGCGUACGGGACCAAUGCCUUGAUUCUAGCUAUCUUCUUCUCCGCCCUGGGGAUAUCAGACCACCAGAUCGGCCUGUUCAUGACGUUUACGCUGGUCGGAGAUGUCGUCCUCGGAACCUUUCUCACGCUUGUCGCGGACCGUCUUGGGAGACGAAAAGUCCUGCUAGGUGGAUCUGUGUUGAUGAUAUGCAGCGGUCUCAUCUUUGCGAUUUUUGAGAAUUUUUGGAUUUUGCUCUUCGCUGCGAUUGUCGGGGUUAUCAGUAUCACUGGCGGCGAUUUUGGUCCGUUUCGAAGUAUAGAAGAGUCUAUACUGUCGCAGCUUACUACUCCUUCGACAAGAGCAGAUGUCUUGUCGUGGCAUGUCACCACGGCGUUAUUUGGGUCCUCGCUAGGAAGCGAACUGUCAGGGAGAGUUCUCCGCUACCUGCAAAGUAAAGAUGGCUGGACUGAGGUCGAUUCAUACCAUGCCCUCUUUUGGAUAUACGCUGUGAUGGGCACGGUUAACCUCGUACUGGUCUUAUGUCUGACUGACGCAUGCGAGCUGCAACCAGAGAAUGAAGCCUACGCACAACUUACACAAGACGAUAGCACAGAUGACAGCGAUGUAAGUACGGGACAUAUUGAGGAACCUUCGGAAGUAUCUCCUGAAUCUACAGCGUCUCGAAAUUGGAUCAUCCGAGCCUUUAGGUGGCUAUCCGAUCGAUUAGCUCAAAUAUCGCCAUCUACUCGAUCGGUUAUGUAUAAGUUAUGGUUUCUACUUGCCGUCGACUCUCUUGCCGACGGGAUGGUGCCGUAUUCUCUCACUAACUAUUACAUGGACGAGAAGUUCCACCCAGCCAAGUCAACGCUUGGCGACAUCACUUCAUUUAGCUAUUUCCUAGGGGCCAUUUCCGCGUCGUUCGCAGGUCCCCUAGCGCGAAAGAUCGGGUUAAUCAACACGAUGGUGUUCACCCAUACGCCAUCUUCAGCGGCAGUGCUGCUCUUCCCUUUCCCGCCGUACCUAUGGCUGACGGCAGGGCUCCUACUCAUCCGUUCGGGGUUGAAUAACAUGGAUCAAGCGCCGCGGGCGGCUUUCAUAGCGGCGGUGGUGAAGCCCGAGGAGCGGACGGCAGUCAUGGGCAUCACGGCCACCGUUAGGACUCUGGCCGCUACCGCGGGGCCCACAGUCACCGGGAUACUGGCUUCGAGCGACCGCUUCUGGAUCGCAUUCAUCGUGGCAGGGAGCUGCCGGUUGUCGUACGACUUCGGACUAUACGCCAUGUUCGUGAACAUGAAACUGCACGCGCACGAGAAGCCGGUCGACCCGCCUAGCCAGCAUGGUCCAAGACGAGUCCCUGACGAAGAGAUGGAGUUGGAGAGUCUUGCCGAUACUGACAGCGGGAGCGAAGAGACGCGCUCUGAGAAGUCUAGGACUGAGACUGAGACCGAGACUAAGACUGCUGCUAGUCUUCGAGUUCCCGAUAGUAGUAACCAGAGAAUUCGAAGCAGGAGUCCACGCCGAGCGGAGAUAUAGCUCCGGUUGAAAGGGAGAAGUUCGGGUUCGCCGAACGUCUGUAUUGUUACCUAACACUUACUGUAUAUGCCACGCAAUCCAUCUGUGGGCUCUGAACACAGUAGGUAUUCUACAUAAAAGGUACAGUUAUACAUAUAAAUCGAAUCUAGGUACUUUCAGGGUGUUCACAUAGCGAGUUUACAGGGUGUAUAGUCUUUAGA